Molecule: messenger RNA, 330 nt
Organism: Parnassius apollo (apollo)
Lineage: Eukaryota; Metazoa; Arthropoda; Insecta; Lepidoptera; Papilionidae
Source: the annotation of a GenBank genome assembly
AUGGCAAAUAGGACGCAAGAUGAUGAUAUUGCGGCGGUUUUACUUGAAGAAAAUGUGUCAGAAGACGAUGAAAACUAUCUCUCCGACAGUGAUCAUAAUUCCGAUCACAUCAGCGAGGCGUCUAAAUCUGAUAGUGAUACGGACAUGGAAGACCCUGAACCUGUAGAAGAAACGCCUCUAACGCUACCAUUUUAUACAGGCAAAGAUGCCAAAACCAAGUGGCACAAAACGCCACCACGGACCAAUGUUCGAACAAAGUCUGAGAACAUAAUUACGCAUUUGCCUGGGUGUAAACCUACUGUUCGUGACAAAAAAAACACACUUUUUUAA